UGUGUUAUGUUAUGAUAUUUGUUUUAGUUUCUUAUGAUAAAAAAAUUUUGUUUUUCAUUAUGAUAUUGAGAUCUCUUAAAAUCAUUUGCAUUGUGGUACUAAAAUCUGCAAUACUGAUUGCAAUUUUUCGAAAAAUGAUUGAAAAAGAUUUAUACCAAUCCUUUGAACAUAAUAUGAACUUAUCAUUUUGUGUAGUGUGUCUAAGAAAUUAUUCAACUUGUAACACGUUUGAUUUCCAAUUGGACUACAAACGACAUGCUGAUUAUGAUCAAUAUUUUAAUUAUGUAUCGAUGUUUGUUUUAUCAACAAUCCGUUUGAUUAAUAUCUUGGUUAGCCAACCAAAUCAUAAAAUAUUCUUCGGUGCAUUGGAAUUCAAGAACGGUAUUGUUGUACAUACUGUAGCAAAAGUUUCAGGAUAUUAUAAUUCAAGCAAAUUAAAACAAAUGAUAAACACCUCUACUUAUAUUGAUCCAACAGUUCUUGAAAAUGAAUUAAACUUAAUAUUACCAAAUAAUGCAGAUGACUAUAGUCUAUAUAUAUGUUCAAAAAAUGACACAAAUUCUUAUUCGUUGAAGUAUAAUAUCUUAAGUUCAGUUAUUGAUGAUAAAAACCGUAAUAAUUCUCAAUUAUGGUUAGAAGCAUGGGUCGCUGCACAUUUUAACGCUGAACCAGUAAUUCUUAAAAUAUUAAAUGGAUACCGCUAUGCACCUGAAUUAUAUGGAACUUGUAAUCAAGUUAAUUUUGUUGAAGAUUGUGGAUAUACGUUGCAAUAUUAUUACCAUAAGUUGAAUUUAAGUAACAGGCUGUUAGUAACUAAAGAGUUACUAAAAUUAGCUUUAGAGCUCACAGAUGGAACAGCUCAUCCAAAUUAUUCAUUUUAUCUUACCGAUUUAACAGCUGAUAAUAUAGCUAUUCAACUGGAUGAAACCUCUGGAAUAAUUCAGUCACUGAAAGUUAUUGACUGGAGUGAUGUCAUUAUAGUUAUUAAUGAUAAAUAUGUGCCAAUAGAUGAUAACUUGAUGGUACAUGUCAGUGAACAUAUAGAUUGUGGAUUGGCAUGUUUGAUUUAUUCAAAAGAAGAAAUAUGUAAGGCAAGUGUUAGUGAUCAUAAUGUUUAUGCUGUUUGUAAAGAAUUUUUGAGCAUUGAAGGCAGACUCUUAUAUGAGAUAACUGAUUUAGAUCAUUCUCAACAAAUUCAAGAAAAAGAAAUCCAAGAGCUUCGAUUGUUAAUGAAGCAUUGUUUGUUGCACCCUGAUGUCCAAUGGAAGAAAAGUAGACUAGAUACUGCUAAAUCAAUUAUAAAAAUUAUCGAAUACAUUUUUCAACAAGAUGUAUAUAAUAAUAUUUAUAUUUAUUCCUAAAUUUUGAGGAAUACUUAAUUUGAUAUAAUAUUACAUAUUUUUACUGUGAUAAGUUAUAAUAUGAUCAACUGCUGUCAAAUUAUAUAUACUUUUUUUAUUUAACCUUUAACUGUGAUACUGCA
Molecule: messenger RNA, 1483 nt
Organism: Sipha flava (yellow sugarcane aphid)
Lineage: Eukaryota; Metazoa; Arthropoda; Insecta; Hemiptera; Aphididae
Exons: 4
Coding region: 12-1361 (449 amino acids)
Source: RefSeq, a predicted model, not a curated record